Macrobrachium nipponense is the source of this 3993-nucleotide messenger RNA. Its product is annotated as glutamate [NMDA] receptor subunit 1-like. Lineage: Eukaryota; Metazoa; Arthropoda; Malacostraca; Decapoda; Palaemonidae. Gene Ontology annotation, molecular function: NMDA glutamate receptor activity. The coding region runs from base 120 to 3494 and encodes 1124 amino acids. Gene Ontology annotation, biological process: regulation of membrane potential; chemical synaptic transmission; ionotropic glutamate receptor signaling pathway. Gene Ontology annotation, cellular component: plasma membrane; NMDA selective glutamate receptor complex; synapse. The transcript is spliced from 21 exons. The record is from RefSeq and is a predicted model, not a curated record.
AAGGAAGUGCUUAUGUGUCACAAACACAUACAUUCCACCUGAAGGGUGUCAGUGCCACCCAGUGACCCAGGUUUAGCGGGAGGCUGCUCCGUGUUUACACCAUUUGGCGCCAGUUACCAAUGGCAAGAUGCGUACUGUGUUUAUUGUUGGCAUUAGCAACCCUGGCGUCGGUCGACGCAACCGCCACCCAGUCUUUUAAGAUAGGCGGCAUUUUGGAUUCGAACCUGACGCAGGAACACUUCAAGAAUGAGCUGGAGAGAAUCGUAACAAACGGAGAAUCAGGGGAGCCAGCAUCCAUAAUUGAAAGUCUGCACGAGGUCAGCAUGAUACUGCAGACCAACCCAGUCACUACCGCAACUCAAGUCUGUGAUGCCGUUAUAGCUCAAGGGGUUUGUACCAUCGUUGCUGCGAGUCCAUCUGGAGGAAUCCUGUCGACUGUGGCCAUUUCUUACAUUGGCAGCUUUUAUCAUGUUCCUGUCAUCUGCACACACUCCAGGGACUCUACAUUUUCUGACCAGAAUAUUCACGGGUUCUUUUUGCGUACUGUGCCUCCACUCAGUCACCAGGCAGACGUGUGGAUCGCCCUCCUGAAACACUUCAACUACAAUCAGGUGAUUUUCAUGCACUCUUCCGACACCAAUGGACGGGCCAUUCAGUCCAGGUUUCAGUACCUGACUCAUCCCUCUCACGACGAUGAUGGAAUUAAGUUGGCUCUGGUGAUUGAAUUCAACCGUGGGCAAUAUGCAUUCGUAGAGGAACUGAACAUUGUCAAGGCUCAGGUGGUCAAGGUGAUUUUGCUCUAUGCUGACAUCGACGAUGCCGAGACUAUAUUCCACGACGCCAGGUACCUCAACAUGACUGGCCCUGGGUAUGUGUGGUUGGUCACAGAGCAGGCGCUGAGUGCUCAUUUCCUACCAGUCGGGGUCCUGGGACUGCAGCUCAAGAACGCCAGGGAUUCACACGCCCACAUCACAGACGCCAUCCAAGUGACAGUUCAAGGAAUACGUCAGUUGUACGAACAAGAAGCAGAAGAAGACACGAGCACCACACCUGCCAUCUGCUGGAAUGAAAAGGAUUCUUGGGAUGAUACCGGAAAGAAACUAUACAAAUCUAUCAGAAAUCAAGUGCUCUACAAUGGCAGAACUGGGAAGGUCGGAUUCGAUUCGAGCGGAGACCGAAUCUUCGCCGAGUAUUCGGUGAUCAACGUUUUGGAAAAGUCCAGACAUCCUUACGCUCUGAACACCCUCCAGACUGUCGGUGACUUCUCGUACGACAACGUCACUGAUCAGAUGAAGUUAUCAAUCGACAAUUCAGCCAUAGUGUGGCCAGGCAAGGUGAAGGAUGUUCCUCUGGGGUUCACCUUACCAACCCACUUUAAGGUCAUGACCCUCCGUGAAUUACCGUUCGUGUACGCUGAAGCCAUCGAUAGCUUGGAUCAGUGCCAGGAAAAAGACGAGGUGCUUUGUCCGUACUUCAAUCGAACGACUAAUGAGACGCAACUUACUUGCUGCUGGGGUUACUGUAUAGAUCUCCUGCUGACUUUAUCUGCCAAGAAUAAUUUCACCUUCGAGUUGGAGCUCUCCUCUGAUGGACAUUACGGGGAAUAUGCAUUCAAUGAACAAGGUAAAAAGGAAUGGAAUGGUAUGAUCGGCGAGCUGGUGGACGAGGAAAAUGGCAUCGACAUGAUAGUGGCCCCCCUGACCAUCAACCCAGAGAGGUCGAACGCCAUAGCGUUUUCAAAGCCCUUCAAGUACCAGGGUAUCACGAUCCUCGUUAAAAGGGCACCUCACGAGGCAACCUUGGUGUCCAUCUUGCAACCGUUCAGGGACACUCUGUGGCUAAUGCUCUUAGCGACUGUCCAUGUCAUUGCUCUCCUGAUGUGGGUGCUUGACAGACUGAGUCCUGUUUAUAAGAUAACUGGAGAUGACACAGACUCCCUGUCAAUCACGGAGUCCUUUUGGUUUUCCUGGGCUGUCAUCCUUAACAGUGGACUUUCUGAAGGUACUCCGAGGUGCAUAAGCGGUCGCAUCCUUGGUAUAAUAUGGGGUGGUUUCGCAAUGAUCAUAGUGGCUUCCUAUACGGCUAACUUGGCCGCGUUCUUAGUCUUGGAGACUCCCGCCACUUCCAUCUCUGGAAUCAAUGAUCCCAGGCUGAGAAAUCCAGGCGAAAACUUCACAUUUGCCACCAUCAAGGGGUCGGCUGUGAACAUGUUCUUCCAGCGGAAGACUGAGUGGUCGAACAUGUACAGAGUGAUGGAAAUGCAUAAUUACGACUCUGUAGAUGAUGCUUUACAGGCAGUGAGAGAUGGGACACUUCAGGCGUUCAUAUGGGAGAGUUCCAGGCUGGAGUACGAAGCUGCACAGGAUUGCGAUCUGUUGACGGUUGGGGAGCUCUUUGGGAGGUCAGGAUACGGCCUGGGUCUGAAGAAGGGGUCACCGUGGGCGGAAAAAAUCACCAGAGACAUUCUGGAUUUGCAUGAAAGAGGCUACAUGGAGGAGCUGGACAAAACCUGGAUCUGGGCCAGUGAUGUCCGAUGUCCAGGGGAUCUCGUGGGGGGAGACUAUUCCAAACGUCUUGGACUUAAAAACCUCGAAGGGAUUUUCAUCAUGGUCGCUGGAGCUGUCUUGAGCGGCGUCGUUCUCGUCGUCGCCGAAAUCUCCUAUAAUCGAUGUCAUGUCGCCAAGAAGAAGGGGAAGAAUGGAGACGAUUCCAAGAAUGCUGACGAAAAUGAUGGGCACGACGGUGGAGGAGGAGUCGCCGAGGUCUCUAAAAGUGAUGCCGAGGUCGACGUCGUGAACUUACUGGCUGCGAAAGGAACUCAAGAUGAAACCAGAAGUGAACAAGGAACCAGUUCCUACAUUGCACCAGGUAAGAAACGCGCGGAGCAGGAGAAGGGAACGUGUACUACUGCUGGUGAGAAUGAUCCCCAGAAGUUUCUCGACGCCAGCAAACCCGACGACAAACUUCUCCUCCAAGACAUUGAGAAUCGCCUUAGGGAAAGUCCCAACAUUCCCGACGAGUGGAAGAAACGAUCCCCUCUCGAGUGGUUCCAGUAUUAUUUAGACAUCUUGCGACAAGACGCUGACAUCAGCAGUUGUGAAAAGUCGACCGAAGCAGUCGCCAUCAUGGAAGGCUUUGUAGACUUUGUCCAAGAGAUUGGAAUCAAGGACUUCUCAGAGUUGUACAGUGACGAUUGUGAUUCCGAUGAUUCCAGUGACAAUGAGUCGGUGAAGUCUGUCGAUGUGGGCCAGAGAAACAAGGAAUCAAGCGCUGAAUGUGCUUUGCGCGGGACAGCACUGGAGAAAUUUUGUGUCGCACCUUCAACUGAGCUCGAGCCAGACAGCGCUGGUGAUGCUCAUCAUCAGAUACUGUCUGUGAACUCUGCUGCUCAAAGAAGCACAAAUCCUCCUCAGCAGACAAAAAACUUACCUGACGUCUUAGACACUUCUAGCAAAAGAGGAACUGACAAGAAGAAUGGAGAAGGAUUUCAUUGAGUUAUGUAUAACUUGCACUAAGAAGAAAGCAAGUGAGGAUUCUGAUACGAAGAGUAGCACAGUGGUCUCUUAUAUUGUUGGAUAAAAUUACUGUACCUAACCAUAGCAAGGAAGAUUAGUUAUUCUUUAUAAAGAUUAACUAAUCUUUAUAAAGAUUAGUGCUUUAACUAUACUUAAAAUUUCAGCCAGAGGCAGAAAGUGGCUACUUAGCAUUUGAAAAAACCUUUUCCCAUUAAUAACUUAUUUUUUUUUUGCAUGAAUUAGUUUGAAAUUUUGGACAUGGGUUAGUUUAUGUAUCGAAAAGGUCACUAUUCAUAUUUUCCUUCUCCCCCCCCCAAAAAAAAAAAAUCUUUUAAAAAACAAACAUGGUUUGCAAACUUUGUUUGUGAACAAUGUUUCCUAGUGUGGACGGGCCUUUAGUGCCCAAAGUUACCCUGUGGUGUCAGUUUAAAGAUUAAUUGUACCUCUUUUAUCUGAAUAAAUACAAAGAACUCGUCUA